Drosophila busckii is the source of this 429-nucleotide messenger RNA. Its product is annotated as perlucin-like protein. The record is from RefSeq and is a predicted model, not a curated record. The transcript has 2 exons. The coding region runs from base 1 to 429 and encodes 142 amino acids. Lineage: Eukaryota; Metazoa; Arthropoda; Insecta; Diptera; Drosophilidae.
AUGCAUAGUGCCGCCUGUCCAAAAAAAUUUAAAAAAGUUGCUGGCAGCUGUCUGCGCUUGUUUCCCAACAAAGCAAACUUUUUCAAUGCCUAUCGCAAAUGUGACAAGCUAAAUGCCACAUUAUUAUUGCAUAAAACAGAAAAACAACAAGAGCAAAUCACGAAAUUUCUUAUAGACAAUGGCUUCAAAUUGGGCAAGCCAUAUGAAGAUGAAAUAUGGAUUGGUAUUGCAGCCCUGAAUACCAAAGCAGAGUUCGUGUCCGAGCAUGAUCAAAAAACUAUGAAAUAUAUGCCCUGGCUACCCGGCGAGCCCAACAAUCGGGAUGGCAAUGAGGAAUGUGUAGUCUAUACCAAUCGUAUGGUUUAUGGAUAUAACGAUGUUGACUGCAAUUUGAAGCAUAAGUUUGUUGUGAAACUUAAUAAGUUAUAA